GGCCGACCUCGGGGGAAAAAGUGGGCACUGCUGGUUAUGUAAAGUUUGUUGAUCAGAGAAGGCCCACUUCUUGUUCAAUGGAUGAUGGCAGUUGAGCAGACCCCAAAAAAGGAUUGGUACAGCAUUCUGGGGGCAGACCCAUCUGCAAAUGUGUCAGAGCUAAAACAGAAGUAUCAAAAACUCAUAUUAAUGUAUCAUCCAGAUAAACAAAGUACAGAUGUACCAGCAGGAACAGUGGAAAAAUGUAUACAGAAGUUCAUCGAAAUUGAUCAGGCAUGGAAAAUUCUAGGGAAUGAAGAGACGAAAAGGGAAUAUGACCUGCAGCGCCGUGAAGAUGAUCUGAGAAAUAUAGGACCAGUAGAUGCUCAAAUAUAUCUUGAAGAAAUGUCUUGGAAUGAAGAUAAUCACUCUUUUUCUCUGAGUUGCCGAUGUGGUGGAAAAUACAGUGUUUCCAAGGAUGAAGCAGAAGAAGUUAACUUGAUUUCUUGUGAUACAUGUUCACUAAUUAUAGAAGUCCUUCAUUGUAACUAAAAACUAUUCACUACUUGGAGUCAUCUAACUUUGUAUUUUGACAUGAGGAAGAGAGGCCACUGGGCUUUGCAUUUUCAAGGAAAUGGGUUUCUUUUUGGUCAGCCUGAUUAUUUGCAAAGAAAAUGCAAGAUUGUAGGGGUGGUGCCCCUGGCUCAAAGGAGUAGGGUGCUGGCCCCAUAUACCAGAGGAAAUCAGUAUAUUACUUUUGUUAAGAUACAGUCAGUAUUAAUGCCUACACUUAUCAAUAAGUGGUAUACAGUACGAUGAAAUCUACUUUUACAGUAAUUAUUGACUAUAGCAAACUGUAAGUGGCAUAUUCCUUAAAGAUUUAUUUUUCUAUGUAUUCAAUAUUCUGCAUACAGUAUAAGUCAGAACUCAUUUAAUGAACUUUAAAAGAUCCUAUUAUAAUGGGAUCACUGAAACGUUUUUAUUUCAAAUGAGUGGGCUAAGCAUGUAACUUAGCAGUUUUUUACUCUAACUCUUGAGCAGAUUGUUGGAUUGGGUUGAUAAUUACUACUCUGAUUUGUAAAUUCAUUAUAUCUCUGAAACCAAAAAAUCAAAAGUGAGGUAGUCGUCUAG
This is a messenger RNA of Otolemur garnettii (small-eared galago), 1110 nucleotides long. RefSeq names its product DnaJ heat shock protein family (Hsp40) member C24 (gene DNAJC24). NCBI's taxonomy places the organism in Eukaryota, Metazoa, Chordata, Mammalia, Primates, Galagidae. Gene Ontology annotation, biological process: positive regulation of ATP-dependent activity. Bases 82 to 531 code for a protein of 149 amino acids. The record is from RefSeq and is a predicted model, not a curated record. Gene Ontology annotation, molecular function: ferrous iron binding; ATPase activator activity. The transcript has 5 exons.